GCACCGGCUCGCUAUCGCGUCCCCACCCUUCCGCGCUUGCGCAGUAUUGCUCUCGGAGGGCCACGUCUGUUUAGGGAGAACGGUCCAUCCGAAGGAGAGAGCCGCCACUAAAGGCUUUUCAAGCGGGAGGUUCAACCGGCUGAGGCCUAGGGUUGGGCCUGACGACUGCCCUUUGCGUAGGAGGGACUGUGCCACCUUCACAGUCCCGUGGGAGGGGACAGGAUCGGUACGGGGACCAUGGCGGUGGCCGCCAGGAACCUGCGGGUGAGCGACAUCCAGGACCCCGGCUCCCUGUUUGAGCGCUACGGCACCGAGGAGAUCCGGCAGGUGGAGCGGAGGGUCCGCGCUGAGAUCGAGCACAAGAAGGAGGAGCUGCGCCAGAUGGUGGGCGAGAGGUACCGCGACCUGAUCGAGGCGGCCGACACCAUCACCGACAUGAGGCUGUGCUCCGAGAAGGUGGUCACCUCGGUGCGGGACAUGUAUGAGUACUGCACCCGCAUCAAACCAUCCGGGCCCGGCAGAGUGGCUGCUGUCCCCGCCAAGCGUAACAAGGCUCAGCAACAAUCCCAGGAGAAAUUCUACAGUAUGGCAGCACAGAUCAAGCUACUUCUGAAUAUGCCAGAGAAAAUUUGGAGUGCCUUAGAAUCAUCCCAGUAUCUCCAAGCUACUCAAAUGUAUCUGCUGUGCUGCCACAUUCAUAGUAUCCUUCAGUUGGACUCUUCGGGUUCCUAUUACACUCCUGUCCUGGCCCGUUUUCCCAUCCUUGUUCGACAAGUAGCAGCAGCAGGUCAUUUCAGAGCAUCCAUUUUACAAGAGAGUAAAACACUGCUGAAGGGACGAGCAAUAUCAGAUCAAGCUAUUGCAGAAGCUCUAUGUGCCAUAAUGCUCCUGGAAGAUAGUUCACCACGCCAAGCUCUCGCUGAUUUCCUUUUAGCUAGGAAAUCAGCAAUUCAGCAGUUACUUAACCAACCGCACCAUGGUGCUGGCAUUAAGGCACAGGUAUGCUCACUGGUUGAGCUGUUAGCUGCCACAUUGUAUCAGGCUCAAGCUGUGUUUUAUACAUCGACUGAAGGAAAAGUGCCAGAUACCAAACUGACUUGUGGCCUUCUCUUCACUACUUUGGCAUCCAUCACAAGUGAGUCUCCAGCAGAUAAAGGAAUCACAGUGUUAAAAGAGGAGAUGAAAUCUGAGUCCUGGUUCAAGUACUUGCCACCAUCUAUUGUGGAUUUUCAGCCUUCACUGCGAACUCUUGCUCAUCCAAUAAAUCAUGACUACCUGAGAGACACUCUUCAGCAAUGGAUCAACAUGUGUAAGGAUGAUAUAAAGAUUGGAAUUGGGAACCUGCUGAUCUAUGUGAAAAGUCUGAAGGGUCUUGCUGGAAUUCGAGAUGCAGUGUGGGAACUCCUAACUAGUGAAUCAAUAAGUCAGAAUUGGGAAACUCUGUGCAGCCGACUAUUAGAGAAACCUUUCUCGUUCUGGGAGGACUUCCUUCAGCAGCUCUUCCUUGACAGGUUACAGGCAUUGACAAAAGAAGGUCUGGAUUCCAUCUCGAACAGUUCCAAGCAGCUGUUAGUUUCAGCUCUGCAGGAUCUUCAUGUUAAGAACUUCGAUGUUCUUCUGAAUAAAGCUGUUGAGUUUGAGUACAAUGUUGCUGCAUUUCUUUGGUCAGAGAGCAGUAAUGACCUUUUAUCAGACACUGCCUGGGUCAGCAUUGCAAAUCGUAGCCAGUUUGUAAAGAGUGGACUCUCCAUGAAGGCCCAAGCUCUCACACUUUGCAUUCAAAGUUUCUGUUCUGCACUUGACUCCAAAUUAAAAGUUAAAUUGGAUGAUUUAGUCAUGUACCUUCCGCCAGAUUCUUCUACUGUUAAGGACAAUUCAAAUGACCACUCAUCCUUGCAGCUACAGAAUUCCGCAUUUGAUAGGUACGCUGAUACAGCUAAGGUUGAAGAAAUGCUACGGACACAUUGCCUUUCUUGUGUACAAUAUAUCCUGGACUGUGUGAAAGUGGAGCUUAAAACUGCAGAAGAAGGAUUGCAAAAUUGCGUAUACUCUCCGAAGGAUUGCAAUCUCAAUGCUGUUCUUUUCAUGGCACGGUUAUGUCAAUCCAUAGGAGAACUCUGCCCUCACCUAAAGCAGUGUAUUUGGGGUAGGUCGAGUAGUAAUGAUCAGCUUGUACGUGAACCCCGUCCAGUCAAGAAGCUGGGCAAGGGGAAGGCACAAGAAGUGAAACCAGCACAGGCCAAGUGGCAGGAAGUAAAGGAUCAGCUGUUGCAACAGAGCACUAGUGCUUACAGGAUUUGGAAUGUUACCAUAUCAAAGGCUCUUGUUUACCAUUUCACUCGAACGUUGCUCUCUCAUACAGCUGGAGCCAUUUUAUCUACAGCCACCAACUGGGAUGAAAUUGAAAUUCAGGAGGAAACAGAAGCUGGAAAUAGUGUUACAUCCAAAAUUCGUCUUCCUGUACAGCCGUCUUGGUAUGUACAGUCGCUGCUCUUUCAGUUAUGCCAAGAAGUAAACCGGGUUGGAGGUCACGCUCUUCCUAAGGUUACGCUUCAGGAGUUGCUGAAGACUUGUUUGGAUGAGGUGCUUACUGGUUAUGAAACAUUGUGUUCUGCAAAGUUAGAUAAGGGUGAUUCUGCAUUCCCUUUAACCCAGAAUAGAGCUCUGCAGUUGCUUUUUGAUCUUCGGUAUCUUGGUUCAAUUUUAACGGCCAGAAAUGAAGAGGUAAAAAGCAGUAGGAUCCAGCAGGACCCGAGGGUUCAGAAAGUAGCUGAUACAUUGGAAAGCUAUAUUGAUCCAUUUGAUUUGGAUGUUUUUACUCCACACCUUAACAACAAUCUGAACAAACUUUCGCAAAGAACCUCAGUGUUAUUUGGGUUAUUAACCGGCACAGAGAAACAAUACACCAGUAGAAGUGUACCAUUUAACUCACAAGAACCUCAUAACAUCUUACCACUGGCUUCCAGUCAGAUCAGAUUUGGUUUGUUACCACUUAGUAUGUCAAGUUCACGGAAGCCUAAAUCAUCUGUCCAGGGAAAUGAAGUUAAGAAUCAGAUUCUUCCCUUGUCUGUCAUAGAAGAUGCAAGUCAGGGACCUGGCUCCUUAUUCCGACAACUGGCAGCUUUUCAAGAUGAUGAUGUGUCGUCGUCGUCGUCUUCAUCAUCCCUCUUUAAACUAGGGUGGCUUUCGAGUAUGACAAAGUGAUGAUGCCAGUUAUUUAAACUAGAAGUAACAUGCAAAGUGUGAUGAUACAAAUUAAUAAAUAUGAAAUUUCAUCUACCAUCUAACGUAAAUUUUUUUUGUAUUUCACAAAUACUAAUGUAUUUCUAAUCAUGGGCAGCUGCUUUAACUUAUCAUCAGUUGCCAUUAUUGGGAGUUUUUUCUAGAAAACACAUCAGUAUAUGUUAACUUGGAUCUUCAUUGACAUGAAAUAUAGAUCAAUUCCUAAUGACAUUGAAUUGGUUAACCAGAUUGGUAAUAUGAGCAUGUCUCUGACGUAUAGGAGUAGCAUUUAAUGAAUGAAUUCUUCAGCUGUUCAUACAUGCAGCCAAUCUCCCUUUCAACAUGUAGUUUUUGUUAGCGCAUAUCCACCAAAUAGCAAACUUCCAUGUCAUUAGGAUUACGGAGUAUGUGGUCCUAUUUUGAUUGAAUCCUAACAAUACUUCUGAAUAUUUACAUCUUCCAUUAAUGGGGCAUAGCUGUAAAUAAAAUGGAGCUCAGGGCAAGAUUUCCUCUCUCUUCUUGUUGCAAAAUCUUGGAGACAUUUUUAAUGUUCCAGUUUAAGAUUUCAUUCCAAACUGAAACACGUUGUAAUUUUUCAUCAUUUGUAAAGAAGGCAAUCCGUGCUAAUAGUUUGCUGACUAGUUCCUUCAGCUGGUUCAAAGCAUUGUUUAUUUUGUUAUUGCUUGUAAAAAUGGAUUAUUGCUAUAUGAUUUUUACAUACAAUAGUGAGUUCAAAACAACAUUGUUAGUGGGGCAAAAGAUAAAAUACUCAAUCUCCCAAAUGAAGCUGCCAUACAAAUGCAGCAGUUAGUAGUUUCCCUGAUCCUUAUGUUUUACUGGAAUUUUAUUUUCCAUAUAUGUAAAUAUUUUAGUACUUCGGAUUAUCGUCCCUUUGUGAUAGACAGACAAAUGUUCCAGAUGAUAUUUUUAAGGACUUACUGUGAAAUUGUAACUGAAAUCCUCUUUGAAAAAUAACUUACUUUCAAUGGUACUAAAGCCUUUUUUGAUUGUGGCAUUAUGGUUUGACAUUGAAUUCUGUUGUAUUUUGAGAUACCAGCUUUGCAUCCGUCUUGAUGUAUGCUACUGAUGUUUAUUUUUAAGUCAUGUAACAUUGAGGAGUUUUGCUAAGUUUGAUUGUUGGCUAUUAUUAAAUAUAACUCAAGAUAUAA
Molecule: messenger RNA, 4391 nt
Organism: Rhincodon typus (whale shark)
Lineage: Eukaryota; Metazoa; Chordata; Chondrichthyes; Orectolobiformes; Rhincodontidae
Gene: cog1
Product: component of oligomeric golgi complex 1
Exons: 14
Coding region: 238-3204 (988 amino acids)
Biological process (GO): intra-Golgi vesicle-mediated transport
Cellular component (GO): Golgi apparatus; COG complex
Source: RefSeq, a predicted model, not a curated record